ACAAGGGUGCCAGACAAAGUAUGACAAGUCAAAUUGUGGAGAACAAAAAGUUAUUAGUUCUUUUAAUAGAUGGAUUUCGAUGGGAUUACUUUGAUAAACCUGGCUUACAAUUACCAGGAUUUUCUCGGCUGUUUGAACACGGAGUUAAGGCAGAUUACAUGAUUCCUGAUUUUCCAACUUUGUCAUUUCCUAAUUUUUAUUCUUUAAUGACAGGAUUACACGCCGAAGAUCAUGGGUUUGUUGGUAAUUGUAUGUACCAUGAGGAAAAGCAGAGCAGUUUUGAAUACAAGAUGGUAAAUUUAGAAUCAAACCAAUCCCACUGGUUUGAAGGUGCUGAACCUUUGUGGAUAUCUGCAGUUAAACAAGAAAAAAGAACAUACAUGUUUGAAUGGCCUGGGUGUCAUGUCCCUGUAUACAACAUGACAUCUACCUUUUGUGAUAAAAUGAAUGAAUGGCCGAUGGUUCCACAGACGUUCACAAAUUUAAAGAAAGCUGUAGACUUAUUAAAAACAGACAGGAUUGAUUUUGCCGGAGUAUAUUUGAAUGCUGUUGACAGAUGGGGACAUAGCUUUGGUCCAAAUUCUAAGGAAGUGUUUGACAUUGUGAAACAAACGGAUGAUGUUAUCAAAGAAAUGCUGCUAUUGCUUAAAACGAAUGACCUAGAAAAGAACACUAAUAUAGUUAUUUUUUCUGACCAUGGCAUGACAGAAAUUUCGGAAUCUCGAACUAUUGAUAUAUCAGAACAUAUUGGUAGUAUGGAUGUCAUAGCUGUUGAGGACAAAGGUGCGGUUUGUAGCAUAUGGCCAAGAGAAGGAAAACUGGAAAAGGUUUACACCGGUCUAACAAGCAUGGGGAAACAUCAUAUCAAAGUGUUUAAGAAAGAAUCUUUACCAGACCGAUGGCGCUACAGAAAUAAUAAACUGAUAGCACCAAUAAUGGUUGUGGCUGAUCUUGGAUGGUACAUUUUAACACCUGAUGGGUCCUCAAUUGACAAAUACAUGAAAGGGUCUGCAAAGGGGCAUCAUGGAUACGACAAUGCAGAGGAAGAUAUGCACGGAAUUUUUCUAGCGAUGGGUCCGGAUUUUAAGAAGAAUUACAAGACUGGACCUGUCCGGGCAGUUGAUAUUUAUCAAGUGAUGUGCAAAGCACUACAAAUACAACCUCUUCCACAUAAGGGUGACUGGUCAAGGGUUAAGGAUAUAUUCAAAUGAUCUUAUAUAAUUUGAAAACAAUUAUGAAGUUAUAAACUAAAUAGUUGGCAAUGCAUGUAUACUUUCUAUUUCAGAAACUGAAAUUUUGUACAUCUUAAAAUUGUAUUUUGUAAUUGAAAUUUAACAAAUACAUGUAUAUGAAUGCGAUAUUGUUACGGGUGAAUAUCAAGAACA
Messenger RNA from Mytilus trossulus (common blue mussel), 1385 nucleotides. RefSeq names its product glycerophosphocholine cholinephosphodiesterase ENPP6-like. The record is from RefSeq and is a predicted model, not a curated record. Lineage: Eukaryota; Metazoa; Mollusca; Bivalvia; Mytilida; Mytilidae. Bases 21 to 1211 code for a protein of 396 amino acids. The transcript has 7 exons.